This is a messenger RNA of Dimorphilus gyrociliatus, 1530 nucleotides long. Lineage: Eukaryota; Metazoa; Annelida; Polychaeta; Dinophilidae. The record is from the annotation of a GenBank genome assembly.
AGAAGGAAGCGGAAACUUUAUGAACGCGCUCUCCUAUGGCAUAAUAGCAAAACAAACCGUGAAGAUUUGAUUGUCUUACGUGAGGCUCUUAAAAUGGAAUAUAAAAAAAGAAUCAAAGAGAGUACCUCAGGAAAACGCAAAGAUCAGUCUGAUACAAGCAGGAAAUCAAAUUUUAUCAAGGAUUGGAAUAAUUUGAAAUUAAGAGUAAGUCAAGCUGAAAAGGAAAAUGCCAAGAAAUAUUUUAUGCCUGACUUUGGCGAUAAUAUGGAUUCAGAUCAACGCUUUACAACAGAUCCUAAAGCUGAUGGUGAAAAAGUUCAGCAGCAAUUUUCUUCAGUAAAAGCUCGAGUAAAUCAAUUUAAGAGUAAGCUUGAAAAUGUUAUACCUAAUCCAGCAAUUAUAACAUCUUUAAAAGAAAUUAUAGAAGAUAUUGAAAAUGAAAUUUCAAAUAUAAAACUUGCUCAACGUCAAAAAUAUGAAAACUUGGUAAAAGAGGAAAAAUUGAGCGAAACUGAAGUGUCGGCUAUUGAAAGACGAAUAGAAACUUGGACUUCCACUUCAAAACCAGAUCAGAACUUAAAGGAGUGUAAUAAACAAAGUUUUUCAAACUGGGAAACAAGAACUGAUGGAUUACUUCCAGAAAUUAUAAAUUAUAAUAAAUUUAUUCAAGAGUCUAAAGGAAUUCGCGGAGGUUGGGAUGAAUAUGACCACGGCUUAUUUUUACGAUUCAGAAACAAACAUAAUGCGAAGAUUAGUUUUGUUGCUGAUUUGCUACCAUCAAUUCCUACUAGGACAGAAGAAGAAAUAUUUGAACAUGAAAAAUGGUAUAAGAAACUGUGCAUCUUAAAUGAUGAAAAAAAAAGAGCGAUUCACUCUUGGAAAAAAAAAAAAGAGGAAGAGCAAAACGAAAAUUUGAGAAAGUUACAAAGAGAGAGAGAAAAAAACAAUGAAAAAGACAUUGAUAGCAUUCAAAAGCAGAAACGAGAGUCAGAUAUCGACAAAAAAUUAAAAAUAAAUGCAUGGAGAAUGGACAAAGAGUUGCAAAGAGCAGAAAAUGAAGAAAAACUUUUAAAAGAGCGCUUGUACGAAGCUAGACAGGAACAAAUUAGAUUGAAUGAGCAGAGAAAAAAGAAAAACCAGCUAUUGGAGUAUAAACAGCAGAAAUUUGAAUUGGAGCAGGAAAUGAAACGUAUCAAAGACCUGGAGGAUAGCGUAAUUAAUGAAGAAAAACGAUUUGAAGCUUCUGAAAAAAUAGCUUACUUUCAACAGAGAGAUAUGAAGAAAGUAAAAAUGAAUGUGGAUAAGAAAAAUCAAUCAACUUAUGAAGCACAAAUAGCUGAGCAGCGCAAGAGAGAAAUAGUUCGCAGACAAGCAGGAGUAAAUGCAUCGCGUGACCCUUCCCGUCUGCUUCAACCAACUAAAAUUUGGGAGGAGAGGGAAAGACAAAAGCAUGAAACAAAGUCGAAUCCAACUGUGAAUUUUUCGAUUCCUCACCGAGCAGUUCCGUCCUGGAGAGCAGGUCUUCAAUAA